Messenger RNA from Paramisgurnus dabryanus, 3232 nucleotides. It is a transcript of the gene tmem87a, whose product is annotated as transmembrane protein 87A. NCBI's taxonomy places the organism in Eukaryota, Metazoa, Chordata, Actinopteri, Cypriniformes, Cobitidae. Gene Ontology annotation, cellular component: Golgi apparatus; membrane. The record is from RefSeq and is a predicted model, not a curated record. Gene Ontology annotation, biological process: retrograde transport, endosome to Golgi.
UACGAGUUCACGGGUGGGAAGUCACGGGUUUGACUGCCGUUCCAGAGCACUUUCACCGGUAGAAGGUUGUAAAAACACGAGUUACAGGCUGCCUGGAACGCAUAGGGUCGUGAGUCGUGGUUUUGAAGUCGUAACUCACGGGUUUAAAAACCUGCCUGGAACGCACCAUAAGCUGCUUGCUUGCGCAGGAGUCGUCACGUCAGUUGCUUCCUUAUAGCAAUGGCGACCGUCACGACCGAAUUAUUGGUAUCAACAAAACUUAGAGGAAUAUUACUAGUCGCAAUUUUUCAUUUCGUGUUAAUUCGACCGCUGACUGCUAUAUCCGAACCGGGUAUAUGGAUCCUAGACCUCGACAACGAAAUCUUAAAGAAGCAACAACACUUUUUGUUUCCCAAGACCAUGUUCAAUAACACUAACAUUGAACUGAAGUUUGUAGCGCUUAGUGAAAAGUGCAGCACCCCUGUAGAUCUGAAAAUAUCGUGGUAUUUGCGAAGUUCCCCUUGUCACGAUGAAGUGUUUGGACUAGAUACUGUAACGGCACCACAGUAUUUUGACAACGAACAUGUACUGCGAGAAGGAGGCACUGGCUUCUACAUAUCCCACAAGUAUUCUCCAAUAAAAUGCCAACAACACAUGAAAGGAAAUGUGUUUGGAGUUAAAGAUCCUUAUACUCCAAUAAAGUUGACUCCACUAGAACAGUUUCAGGCAACCCCAGAAGAAAAAGGCAGACGAAAGAGAGAUGAGAAAGAUGAAAACAAAGAUCAGAAACCGGCUGCUGCAAAUCCACAGACCACUGUAGUAAAGACCGAUUCUUUAUUACCAGUUACACUGGUGCACAAAACCGAAAGCACGGUGGCACAGACCUGGGAGGACAGUCCUUAUAUGUUCAUCAUCCACAUUGAGGGAGAUCAAUCUGCCACAGAAAUUCCAUGGAGCAUACAGCUGAAGGUCAGCAUGUUUGGCCCCUAUGAAUACAUCUCAGCAUCUGAGUGGCCGUUGAUGAUUUUUUACAUGGUGAUGUGCAUCAUCUAUGUGCUUCUGGGCGUACUUUGGUUGGUGCUCUCGGCUUGUUACUGGAGAGACCUGCUGCGGAUUCAGUUCUGGAUUGGUGGAGUGAUUUUCCUAGGCAUGCUGGAGAAGGCCGUAUACUACGCUGAGUUCCAGAGUAUACGUUAUGAUGGCCACUCAGUUCAGGGUGCUGUGGUUUUCGCUGAGGUGCUUUCAGCUGUAAAAAGAACCCUGGCACGAGUGCUUGUUAUCAUCGCUAGCCUUGGAUACGGCAUAGUCAAACCAAGACUAGGAGCAUUGCUGCACAGGGUGGUGGGAGUUGGACUACUCUAUCUUGUCUUUUCUAUCAUAGAGGGUGUCCUUAGAGUAAACACGGCUGAAGAUGACCUGGUGUUGCUGGCUGCAAUCCCUUUGGCUGUUCUCGACUCUACCCUCUGCUGGUGGAUCUUCAUAAGCCUGGCCCAGACUAUGAAGCUCCUUCGACUGAGGAAAAACUUGGUCAAGCUUUCCCUUUACCGACACUUCACCAACACACUCAUAUUCGCUGUCAUCGCUUCGGUUAUAUUCAUUAUAUGGACAACGAAGACAUUUAAGAUGUCCAAGUGCCAAUCUGACUGGAGAGAGCUUUGGAUAGAUGAUGCCUUCUGGCGCUUCCUCUUCUCCAGUAUCCUGCUUGUCAUUAUGUUCUUAUGGAGACCAUCAGCCAAUAACCAGAGAUAUGCCUUCACUCCACUGGUGGAUGAGGAUACAGAGGAAGAGGAGGAAGAACAGCUUGUGAAUGAAGCCUUUGAGGGUGUGAAAAUGAGAGGAAUGAAACCGGAGACCAACGGAAAUGUAAAGCCUAACAAAGUGGAUGAAGAUCUCAAAUGGGUCGAGGAGAAUAUUCCCUCUUCAAUGGCUGAUGUUGCGCUGCCGCCUCUGUUGGACUCAGAUGAGGAGAUAAUGACCACGAAAUUUGAGAUGUCCAAAAUGGAGUAGGUCUAUAAAGCUGUAUUGUAUUGUACAUAAUGUGUAUGUCGGUGCACAACUGCUUUAUCCCAAAUGUUUGAGAUUUUCAUAAGCGGUGUGUAAAUAUGUGGGAUGAUGAGGUAAUGCACUAAAGCACUCCGUUUUAUUUUUAAUUGCUUGUUUGUAUUUAUAUUUUCAAAAAGUAUGGUGUAAAAGUUUCUUAAACUUAACUGUAAAAUGCCUUUGAAUGUUGUAUACAUAUCUAAAGUACAAAAUGUGAUUAAAACUCUUUGGUUUGUGCAUAGUGCUUUUUCAGUAUGAGGCAUUUGCACAACAAUCCUCUUAUUAAUCAUAAAAAGAUAGGAAGGCAUGUAAGAUAAACACUCUUUUGUGGGUUUUCUUUCAUUUGUCAGUGUGCUUUCACAGAUUGAGUGCCUCACUGACCUACCUGAUGAUAUUUUCAGUAAAAGUGACCAUUAAGUGUCAUCUUGCUGGCUUGUAAACCAUUUAGCAGAUUGGCUUUCAGGGGAUUUUUUGUUUGUUUGUUUGUUUUAAAGCUCUGUGUGUUAUGGUCAGUACACACUCACCUGCUGUUUUGUGCAGUUAUGACUAGGGGAAUAUUAGUUUGCAGUGUUUUGACUGUGAACACUGACAGGGCAGAGAUGGUUGUUUUACCAGCUGAUUUUUAACACUUUUGUCAUACAGUUUAAUAUGUGAACAUUUAGUUAAUGCUAUAAAUAUACAGUGUUUAUUAUAUAAUGUAAAUUUAUGCAUAAUGACUUCAUAUAGACAAAUGAAUGUUAAUGUCUUAUGAUUAAACAUUAACAAUAUACAUUUAAUUUUAUGUAUAAACCUUCAUUAAUUUACACUAAUAAAUUUGCAUAAUUUUUUUUAUUUCAGGACAUCCAAUGUAUUAAGUCAUGUUAAUAAUUUUUUAUUUUAUUGUAAAGUGUGACCUUAAGAAACCCUUAAAAAAUAUUUGUUUUCUUUGACCCAGUUAAUCUCCUGACCAAAGAAAGAUCUUGCAAUAUGUGCAGAUGUCUGUUUCAUAUUUAAACCUUUUUAUAGCCCGGAGCAAACAAAGUGAUCACUGUUGACUCUUGUUAAAAUAUAACAAGAGAUUUAUUGCUUUGACAGUAUAAACCAAAGCCUGUAAAGUCCAUCUGGCUUUUGCUGUUGGUACAUAUUGAUUUAGUCUCAAAGCCACAUUCAUUGUCUUUUAUACGGAUUGUCAGUUUCACCUACUUGCCAAUACAGUCUGAAUAUCUGUGAGCCA